Molecule: messenger RNA, 2800 nt
Organism: Acinonyx jubatus (cheetah)
Lineage: Eukaryota; Metazoa; Chordata; Mammalia; Carnivora; Felidae
Gene: METTL14
Product: methyltransferase 14, N6-adenosine-methyltransferase subunit
Exons: 11
Coding region: 152-1522 (456 amino acids)
Cellular component (GO): RNA N6-methyladenosine methyltransferase complex; nucleus
Molecular function (GO): mRNA binding
Source: RefSeq, a predicted model, not a curated record
GCCGGAAAUACCUAUUGAGAAAGGGCUAAGGGACAUCCUGCUGCUUGAAGGUCCUGGCGAAUCUUGUUCUACGGACUCCGGUGAAAAAUUGGGAGGGUACUCAUCUGCUAAUUGUCAAGUUUUCGGGGCAGUGGGAAACAAGAGUUGGGAUAUGGACAGCCGCUUGCAGGAGAUCCGGGAGCGGCAGAAGUUACGGCGGCAGCUCCUGGCGCAGCAGUUGGGAGCUGAAAGUGCUGACAGCAUUGGUGCUGUGUUAAAUAGCAAAGAUGAGCAGAGAGAAAUUGCUGAAACAAGAGAAACUUGCAGGGCUUCCUAUGAUACCUCUGCUCCAAAUGCAAAACGGAAGUAUCAGGACGAAGGGGAGACGGACGAAGACAAGAUGGAAGAAUAUAAGGAUGAAUUAGAAAUGCAGCAGGAAGAAGAGAAUUUGCCAUAUGAAGAAGAGAUUUAUAAAGAUUCUAGUACUUUUCUGAAGGGAACGCAGAGUUUAAAUCCCCAUAAUGAUUACUGCCAACAUUUUGUAGACACUGGACAUAGACCUCAGAAUUUCAUCAGGGAUGUAGGUUUGGCUGACAGAUUUGAAGAAUACCCUAAACUGAGGGAGCUCAUCAGGCUCAAGGAUGAGUUAAUAGCUAAAUCUAACACUCCUCCUAUGUACUUACAAGCAGAUAUAGAAGCCUUUGACAUCAGAGAACUGACACCUAAAUUUGAUGUGAUUCUUCUGGAACCCCCUUUAGAAGAAUAUUACAGAGAAACUGGCAUCACUGCUAAUGAAAAAUGCUGGACUUGGGAUGAUAUUAUGAAGUUAGAAAUUGAUGAGAUUGCAGCUCCACGAUCAUUUAUUUUUCUCUGGUGUGGUUCUGGGGAGGGAUUGGACCUUGGAAGAGUGUGUUUACGCAAAUGGGGUUACAGAAGAUGUGAAGAUAUUUGUUGGAUUAAAACCAAUAAAAACAAUCCUGGAAAGACUAAGACUUUAGAUCCAAAGGCUGUCUUCCAGAGAACAAAGGAACACUGCCUUAUGGGGAUCAAAGGAACUGUUAAGCGUAGCACAGAUGGGGACUUCAUCCAUGCUAAUGUUGACAUUGACUUAAUUAUCACAGAAGAACCUGAAAUUGGCAAUAUAGAAAAGCCUGUAGAAAUUUUUCAUAUUAUUGAACAUUUUUGUCUUGGUAGAAGACGCCUUCAUCUAUUUGGAAGAGAUAGUACAAUUCGACCAGGCUGGCUUACAGUUGGACCGACUCUUACAAAUAGCAACUAUAAUGCAGAAACAUAUGCAUCCUACUUUAGUGCUCCUAAUUCCUACUUGACUGGAUGUACAGAAGAAAUUGAGAGACUUCGACCAAAAUCACCUCCUCCCAAGUCUAAAUCUGAUCGGGGAGGUGGAGCUCCCAGGGGUGGAGGAAGGGGUGGAACUUCUGCUGGCCGUGGUCGAGAAAGAAACCGAUCUAACUUCCGAGGAGAAAGAGGUGGCUUUCGCGGGGGCCGCGGAGGAGCACACAGAGGUGGCUUUCCACCUCGGUAACUUUGUUAAGACACUGGUCUAUUAAUACCCCUCCACCUUCUUUACUGUAGUUUGAGUUCUCAUUGGGAGACUUAGUGUAGUACUCACUUCCACCUGGCACUCUGCUAUAGUUUCUCUAAGCUGCAGGAACACCUUAGCCAAUCUCCCGUGCAGUUGUCACACACACUGUUGUGUGUCACACACACUGUUGUCCAGGAUCAACAUCAUCCUGCCUUUGGUCGUGUGCAUGUAAUUGAACAAUGCAACAAAUACCUUCCUUUCAGAGACCAGUUUAUUCUGAUAGAUUCCAAGUAAUUGCAAAAGCUUUUGCUUUUUAGAAGUAGUUUAAGUGAACAGUGAAAAAGAGCCAUCUGUAGUAUCACACCAGUGCCAAGACAGAUGAUAGUAGCCAUCCUGCCACUGCUGUCACAGCAAAUGGAAAGCUCUUUGGGAGCUUUGAUGGAAUGGAUUUGGGACAGAUGGUUAACUUCUGUCAGGGUUUUAACAUUUUCUUGAUGAAACAAUAAAAAGAAACUUUUUUUUUCUUUUUUAAGAAUCGUGAACUCCUACGAUUUGACUGCUACUCAGACAUUGAGAGACUCUGAACAAAAUCACCUCCUCCCAAAUCUAAAUCUGCUGGGGGAGGUUGGUGCGCCCAGCGGUGGGCAGAGGGAAAGGUAGAAUGGAGUAGGCAGACAAAAAAAAAGAGAAAAAGCUCAUUAUAAUUUCAGUUGCAUUGCUACAGAUGGCUGUUAAUCACACUUCUUAAGCAAAGAAGGACAACUCUCCAGGUGUUAGAACUUUGGUGUAGACUUGAACUUGGAUUGACCUUGAAAGCAGCUUCAUAUCCCUUAGAAGAAUAAAGAAAAUGGAGGCAACAACAGAGAGACCUGGUUAUCAGGUGUUUUGGGGAAUAAAGUAAUUGGUGAUGAGGAAAUAACAUCUUUAAAAUUGUUAUGGAGAAAACUUAAUAUAAAAACUAAUUACAGAAAACCCUUAAGACACCUUAGAAAAUGGAACUGUAGUUGCCUUUUAUUAAAACCAUAUGGUGUGUUGUUUUUAAGAGACUGGUUUUGCAGAUCAGUUGGUUGUAUACAACUAUGCUGUCAUUUCUCUUUCUGUACUGUAACUCAUGUUUUAAAUGAAUUUGAUGAAUGAAAUAAUACCAUUAUUCUUGAAAAAUAUAUUUUUUAUUCUGUGUAUAAUUUUUCUAAUGAAACUUUAAACCUUUGAAAUGUGGUAGUAUGUUUUCUGUAAGUGGAAUUGCCUUUGUUACCAAAUGAAUAAGGACUGACCUAA